Molecule: messenger RNA, 855 nt
Organism: Lepus europaeus (European hare)
Lineage: Eukaryota; Metazoa; Chordata; Mammalia; Lagomorpha; Leporidae
Product: swi5-dependent recombination DNA repair protein 1 homolog
Exons: 1
Coding region: 157-855 (232 amino acids)
Biological process (GO): double-strand break repair via homologous recombination; positive regulation of DNA-templated transcription
Cellular component (GO): Swi5-Sfr1 complex
Source: RefSeq, a predicted model, not a curated record
GUCUGUUCCCCACAGGUGGGACCCCAGCGCUGCUCUUCCGUGGUCUCGAGCGUUUACGCGCUGUAGACUGAGUUCUUGGCCAGCCGGGCGGCUUUCGGCCCCGCCACGUCUGAAAACAGCCUUUGCUGAGAGGUAACCCAAGAUUUCAUUUUCAAGAUGGAAAGCCCAUCAGACUCAGCGGUGAUUGCACCUAGCACCCCACAGGCCUGUGUGAAUCCGCCAUCUUCCCUUGCAAGGAGCUCAGGAAAACAACCUAUGAGUGCAACACUUAGAGAAAGACUAAGGAAAACAAGAUUUUCAUUUAAUUCCUGUUACAGUGUGGUAAAACGUCUUAAAGUGGACGAUGAAGAAAAUGAUCAGAACUUGUCAGAGAAGCCACCCUCUGCCACAGAAGAAAACUGUUUGGAAUUUCAAGAAAGUUUUAAACGCAUAGACAGUGAACUUGAAGAAAGUACGCAUUUGAAAAAUACACUCAAGAACGUCAGUGCAUGUGAAGCUACCUCACUUGAUACAAGGCCAUGCAGUGUUCUCCAAAAUGACUUCGUGAAGGAGAAUCUUCCUAUACAAGGAUUGAAGGAAGAAAGAGCAAAAUUGGUGAAGCAGGUUCAGGAAAAAGAGGGCCUUCUUCGGAGGCUAAAAUUAGUCAAAAUGUAUAGAUCGCAGAAUGACCUGUCUCAAUUACAGUCAUUAAUAAAGAAGUGGAGAAACUGUAGCCAGUUGUUGCUUUAUGAACUGCACUCGGCUAUGUCUGAAGAAAACAAGAAGUUGAGCCUCACUCAACUGGUGGACCACUAUGGGUUAGAUGACAAGUUGAUACACUAUAACAGAAGUGAAGAAGAAUUCAUAGAUGCUUAA